Molecule: messenger RNA, 2033 nt
Organism: Callorhinchus milii (elephant shark)
Lineage: Eukaryota; Metazoa; Chordata; Chondrichthyes; Chimaeriformes; Callorhinchidae
Product: myosin-binding protein H
Exons: 12
Coding region: 66-1433 (455 amino acids)
Molecular function (GO): protein binding
Source: RefSeq, a predicted model, not a curated record
AAGAGGUUCCUGUCCCCUCCUCACUGCCCCACACCAGCAGAUCACCAGCACAGGGACCUCACACCAUGUCUGACACAACAGCACCAGCAGAACCCACCCCACCCCCUGCGCUGCCCGAGCCCUCUCCUCCAGCAGCUCCAGCAGCAGCAGCUCCAGCAGCAGCUCCAGCAGCUCCAGCACAACCCGAGGCUCCCAAACCAGACGUGCCGAGUGCUCCUUUGGACCUGAAGGUGGAGGAUGUGAAGGAAACCUCACUGACCCUUAAGUGGAGCCCACCCCAGAGCAUCGGCCCCUCUGGCCUGGGCGGGUACAUUGUGGAAUACUGCAAAGAAGGGAAGCAAGACUGGAUCGUUGCUAACAAGGAAUUGAUCACAAGGACCUGCUUGAUCAUUAAACAACUUGCUGUCGGGGAUAAGAUCAAUGUCCGUGUUAAAGCUGUGAACGCCUGUGGAGCAAGUGCCCAUGCCACAGUAGGACAGCCUGUCCUCAUCAUGGAGGGAAUUGAUCGCCCAAAGAUCCGUUUGCCACGCAACUUGAGAGGGACCUUCUUUAAGAAAGUCGGAGAGACUGUCAAUUUGGUUAUACCUUUCACGGGCAAACCUAAACCUGUGGUGACCUGGACAAAGAACGGGGAGCCUCUGGAUAAAGCUCAUGUGACUAUCCGCAACAGCUCCACAGAUACCAUCCUGUUCAUCCGCAAGGCUGAGAGGAAAGACUCGGGCAAGUUCAAGAUGACCCUCCAGGUCAGUGACCUGGUGGAUGAAGCUUUAAUUGACAUCCAAAUCAUAGAGCAACCUGGACCUCCUCAGAACCUGAAGUUGCUGGAUGUUUGGGGUUUCAAUGUAGCCCUGGAAUGGCAGCCUCCCAAAGACAACGGCAACGUGGAAAUCAAAGGUUACACCAUCCAGAAAGCCGAAAAGAAAACUGGAGAAUGGUUCACCGUGCUGGAGAAUUGUCACAUGACUACCUGUACCGUCUCGGACCUGAUCAUGGGCAACACGUACACUUUCCGAGUCUUCUCGGAGAACCUUUGUGGACUGAGUGAGGUGGCAGCACAGGCCAAGGGCACUGCCUACAUCGACAAAACAAGUGUUACAUACAAGCCUCCAGAAUACAAAGAGAAGAACUUUGCAGAGGCCCCGAAAUUCACACAGCCUCUGGCGGACAGAUCAGCCACCACAGGCUUCACCACCAAACUCUUUUGCAGCGUGAGGGGGAAUCCUAAGCCUAAGGUCAUUUGGAUGAAGAACCAAAUAAUUCUUGGAGGAGACCCCAAAUACAGAGUUAUGACCAAUGAGGGAAUCUGCACUCUGGAGAUCCGCAAACCCUGCGCCUUUGAUGGUGGUAUCUACACCUGCAAAGCCAUCAAUGACCUCGGGGAAGCAGUGGUGGACUGCAGACUCGAUGUGAAAGCUGUGCAAAUUCCACAAUGAGAAGCUUCCACCAGUAACUAACUCCUGGCUUCAGAUACCUAUCAACCCCAUUCUGGCCAGGCUCCAAUGACUCCAUCCCCAGCAGAUCGACUUCAAGACGCUCAUUCUGGUCUUCAAACCUCUCCACUUCCUACCCAGCCUGCCACUGCUAUCUCAUCCAGCCCCCACCCCGCUCUCUCUCCAACUCCCUCAGCUUCCAAACUCUGGUCUGCUGCACAUCCCUUACCCUCUCAACCCCACCAUCAGCAACUUUCAGCUAUGUUCCUACUCUCUGAUAAUCUCCCAAAUCUCUGCAACUUUCUACUUGGCUUCAAAAUCCUUUGGAAAUACCAACCUCUUUGAAUCACCUUCUCCCCAUCUAGUUCAGUGUCUCAUUCAGCUGCACUGAGCUGUUCACCUAUGUGAAAGGCACAAAUAUGAGUGGAAGGUAUUGUAGUGGAUUACUCCACUUGUAAUGCAUUUUAAUUGUUGCCCUCCUCUUCAUAUUUUACAGAAUAAAAGCAUAAAGUUAGAAAAUAUUUUAGUAACUAAUUAUUAAAUGAUAAAAUGUAACAAUGGAAAUUGGUACAGGGCUGUAGAAUUAAACCUUUUACAUUGUUA